Laccaria bicolor S238N-H82 is the source of this 3669-nucleotide messenger RNA. RefSeq names its product myosin class I heavy chain. Gene Ontology annotation, molecular function: microfilament motor activity; ATP binding; actin filament binding. Gene Ontology annotation, cellular component: plasma membrane; actin cytoskeleton; myosin complex. The record is from RefSeq and is a predicted model, not a curated record. The annotation marks the transcript as partial. The transcript is spliced from 14 exons. Gene Ontology annotation, biological process: vesicle transport along actin filament; endocytosis; actin filament organization. Lineage: Eukaryota; Fungi; Basidiomycota; Agaricomycetes; Agaricales; Hydnangiaceae.
GAAGGGUUCAAGAAGAAACAAGUCGGAGUAUCUGACAUGACAUUACUGACCACCAUCAGUAACGAAGGCGUUAACGAGAACCUGCAAAAGCGGUGGACAAACGGAGAAAUAUACACAUAUAUUGGAGCUGUUUUGAUAUCUGUGAACCCCUUUAGAGGUAGGAGUGUAGAAACACUUCAACGAUAUCGAGGAAAGAAUAGGCUGGAAGUUCCUCCUCAUGUCUUCGGCAUCGCAGAAAGCGCGUACUAUAACAUGAAUGCAUACCACGAGAAUCAAUGUGUUAUCAUUUCCGGAGAGUCAGGCGCUGGGAAGACGGAGGCUGCGAAACGGAUUAUGCAAUACAUCGCUGUUGUGUCCGGGGGACAGGAUAGUAGCAUUCAGGAAAUCAAGGAUAUGGUGUUGGCCACGAAUCCUUUGCUUGAAAGCUUCGGCUGUGCGAAAACUCUUCGAAAUAACAACUCUAGUCGCCACGGGAAAUACUUGGAAAUCAUGUUCAACGGGGUGGGCGAGCCUGUUGGCGCUCAGAUAACAAAUUAUCUUCUGGAGAAAGGUCGGGUCGUUGGUCAGAUCGAGAACGAACGCAACUUCCACAUAUUUUACCAAUUUACCAAAGGGGCUUCAGAUGAGCAGCGUGAACUGUUUGGUCUUCAAGGUCCAGAGGCUUAUGCGUAUACUAGCUUAAGCAACUGUCUUGAAGUCAGCGACAUCGAUGACGUCAAAGAUUAUCAUGAUACGAUUACUGCUAUGGGGGUAAUUGGUCUGACCCCCGAUGAGCAGAAUGAGAUUUUCAAGAUGCUUGCCAUUGUUCUCUGGUUAGGCAAUGUUCAAUUCGAAGAGAUGGACGAUGGGAAUUCCAGCAUCACCGACACAGGAGUAACCGACUUUGUAGGCUAUCUCAUGGAAGCCGAUUCCGCUUUAGUCCAGAAAGUGCUUACCUCUAGAGUCAUUGAAACAUCAAAAGGAGGUCGAAGGGGCUCCGUUUAUGAUGUUCCCCUAAAUCCAGCACAAGCGACAUCCGGAAGAGAUGCGCUUGCGAAGGCCAUAUACAACAAUCUUUUUGAAUGGAUUGUCUCUCGCAUUAAUGUAUCCAUGAAGACUCGUUCGGCUCACGCUCAAAUCAUUGGCAUCCUGGACAUUUUCGGCUUCGAAAUCUUUGAAGAUAACUCAUUUGAGCAACUUUGCAUCAAUUAUGUCAACGAGAAGCUGCAGCAAAUCUUCAUUGAACUCACGUUAAAAACGGAACAGGAAGAAUACGUCCGCGAGCAAAUCAAAUGGACUCCGAUAAAAUACUUCAACAACAAAAUUGUCUGCGAUCUCAUAGAAGAACGCCGGCCGCCCGGCAUCUUUGCAGCUUUGAAUGACGCUUGUGCCACAGCUCAUGCCGACCCAGCUGCGGCGGACAACAGUUUCGUGCAAAGAACCGCAAUGCUCUCCUCGAAUGCACACUUCGAAGCACGUGGUUCCCAGUUCCUAGUUCGGCAUUAUGCAGGGGAUGUUAUGUACAAUGUUGCUGGUAUGACUGAUAAGAACAAGGACUCUCUCAUCAAAGAUCUGUUGGAUCUCGUUGGCUCCAGUGGAAAUACAUUUUUGCAGACUCUUUUCCCUGACCGCCCAGACCCCAACAGCAAGAAGCGUCCUCCGACCGCUGGAGACAGGAUCAAGGCAAGGGCUUUGGUGGACAACCUAAUGAAGGCGCAGCCGUCAUAUAUCCGAACAAUUAAACCAAAUCAGAACCGGAGCUCCAGUGAAUACGAUGUAAAGGCCAUUCUGCAUCAAAUAAAGUACCUUGGCUUGAACGAAAAUAUUCGUGUUCGCCGAGCAGGCUUUGCCUAUCGCAAUACUUUCGAAAAAAUGGUCGAACGCUUUUAUCUCCUUUCUUCGCAUACAUCCUACGCUGGCGAGUAUACCUGGACAGGUGAUUCAAAAUCCGGGUGUGAACAGAUCCUCAAGGAUACUGGUAUAGCAAAGGACGAAUGGCAAAUGGGCGUCACCAAAGCAUUCAUAAAGAACCCCGAGACUCUUUUCGCCCUUGAAACCAUGCGUGACAAGUACUGGCACAACAUGGCUGCACGCAUCCAGCGUGCUUUCAGGAACUACAUGCGGUACAAACAUGAGUGUGCUCGUCGAAUUCAACGAUUCUGGAAAAACAAUAAAGAGGGUAUUGCUUAUGCGCAAACUCGCGACUAUGGGCAUCAAAUUCUUGCGGGGCGCAAAGAACGCCGACGGUUCAGUCUGCUCAGCUAUCGAAGAUUUAUGGGGGAUUACCUUGACCUCAAUGGCAAAAGCUCUCUCGGGGAAGAAUUAGCGGGCGCAUGCAAUAUUGGAGGGGAGUCCGUCACCUUCAGUUCUAGGAUUCACCUUUUGGUUUCGAAAUUGGGUCGCUCCAGCAAGCCCAGUCCUAGAUUUAUUGUAGUGACAGAGAAAGCCGUCCACAUCCUAAUCCUUUCCGUGAGAGAUGGCCAGACGCAAUAUAACCUUGAAAGGAGGAUACCUUUGUCUACGAUCAAAAGUAUUGGAAUGUCCAACCUGAGAGAUGAUUGGCUGGCAAAAGAAGGUGACCCACUCAUUAGCUGCUACUUCAAGACGGAACUCGUCAGCAAUCUCGUGAAGUUGACACGAUCCACCGUCAAUGUGGUUAUUGGUCCCACUAUCGAGUAUUCCAAGAAAAAAGAUAAAAUGGCUCAAAUCAAAUUUAUUAAAGAUGAAACCGUUGCGAAAGAUGACUUGUACAAGAGUCAUACCGUUCAUGUGGCUUCUGGGGAACCCCCGAACAGCGUAUCGCGUCCUCCAGCAAAGAGGAAACCUGGGGUUGUUCGUCCCAUCACACAGGGAAAGCUGUUGAAGGCAGGCGGUCCAUCUGACAAACCGAAACCGAGAUCCGUCCCUAAGCCCAAACCUGUAGCUCAGCCACUGCCAGGAAGGGAUUCCACUACGGUUGCCCCAAAACCGGCCAUUAAGCCCUCCGUUACUCCCUCUUCCACGGUAGGCCAGCGUCCCCCACCAGCACCGCCACGUAAUAUCGCUCCCCCUCCCCCUCCCGCCAAGCCAGAGACGCCAAUGUAUCGGGCGAAAUUCGCGUUCGAAGGACAGGAAGGAGAGAUGUCCCUGAAGAAAGAUGAUGUAGUGGAACUUGUGGAGAAAGAUGAUAACGGUUGGUGGCUCGUCAAAAUGGAUGGGGUCGAAGGCUGGGCUCCCAAUAACUACCUGGAGCUGGUCCCCCCCAAGGCUGUCUCUGCACCCCCUCCCCCUCCUAGGUCUCGGCCUGCACCCACAACCACGCCGAAAAUAUCUCUCACAUCUGUGGUUGCUGAUGCAUCGUCCAAACCUGUAUCUGUAUUCCCAGGUAUGCAACCUUCCAAUGGAUCGGCCACUCCAUGGAAGAAGCCUUUGACUGCGGAUACUACUCCGGCCAGCUCCCGUCCGAGCUCCGCUAUAGGAUCCAAGCCCCCUCCACCUGUAGCAGCUAAACCGAAGCCGCCCGUAAUUCCAGUAAAGCCUAGCGUUUCGGCAAAGGGACCAGCAAAACCGCCUAUUCCGACUGCUCCCCGUCCGCCUGCUGCUUCCACUUCGCGCUCUAGUAAACCGGCAACGGCGGUUGGGCAAGUAGAUCUUGCGGCUGCAGUAAGUUUGUUUGUCACGCAUUCGAGAGAGCUGUUACUGAUGAUGUGA